AUGACCAAGAGCCAGCAACGACACGAGAUCAUUUCGAACAAGGGCAGAUCCUUAGGAAGGGGAAAGAAGUUUCCUAUUCAGCUCACAGAACAGGUGCAGGUGUCUGAUUCUGUCACUCUCAAGAAGGGCAAGAAUUACCUGAAUUUCAGAGAGUUUCGCAAGAAGGCAAAGGAGAAAUGGGGCAUGUCCAAGGAGAAAGCAAAGGCAGAGUGGCAAAUCAUGUUAGCUGAUGUCACCAUUCCCAAAAGUAAGGAUCAGCAGGGCUGGCUGACUAUGCCGGCAAUCCAUCAGUUCAAGCGGGCUCCCCAGUUACCAAGUUGGCCUUGA
Molecule: messenger RNA, 327 nt
Organism: Durusdinium trenchii
Lineage: Eukaryota; Dinophyceae; Suessiales; Symbiodiniaceae
Source: the annotation of a GenBank genome assembly